AUGAUUGGAUAAAAAGUUGCUUCUUAAAAGUAUUCUGCAUUGAGCCCUUCUCAAGACAUGUAAAGAUUAAACUAAAAAUAAAAUAGUAACUAGGGUAUAUAAAAGAUUAAUUCUAAGGUAUAAGAGAUAGAUUAAAAGCUAAACAGUAGAAUUAAAGUACUUAUGAGUCAAAUUUCAUCAUCUCAUUCAUCAUCAUCUUCUUCAUAAUCUGCCAAGUCUUCAUUAGACUCAGAUAUAGAUAAAGGGUUAAAGAACUUUAUUUAGUAGGGUAGAUCUAAUAAUUUCAAUGAGAAAAAUUAAUAUACUUCCUCACAUAGCAAAAAAAUAAAAUAUAGAAGUUCUUCUGCAAGUGAUCGAUCAUCUUCAAUAUCUUCAAAUUCGUCUUCUUCGUCAACAGAAUCAAAGGAAGUAGCUUCAAAAAAAUAGAAAAAGUUAGUGAGAGAAGAGAAAAAAGACAAAGAACAUAGGAAAAAUAUAAGCAAGAAAAUUAAAAAUAGAAAAGAUAGUAUUUCAUCGUCAUAGCAAUCUUCAAUUUCGUCAUCUUCAUCUUUAGAUAAUGAUAAUAGCUCGUCAUCAUCAACUGGCAGCUUAGAUUUUAGAAAAAAAUAUUAUAAAGAUACUCUUAAAAUUUAAAAUGAAUUCAGCUAUUUAGAUACUUUAAAAAAUAAACCUUUGAGUGACCUUACUCACACAAACGAAAACAUAAAAAAAGCUGAAAAGAAAGUAAAAAAAUGCUUUGAUGAAAUGAAUAAAGUGUUUGACGAAGAUAAGAAGAAGAAAUUAAAAGAAUCAAAAGAUAUAGUAAAAUAAUUAAAUCUUAUAGAGAAAGAGAAAAUGAAAGACAUUAAUAAGAAAUAUAACAUAUCAUCACUCUCCUCAUCAAAUUCUUCUUCUUUGUCAUCUGAUGUAUCUUCUUCCUCAUCAUGUUCUAGUUCUUCAGAAUCCAGAAAGCCUGAAAAAAAGAGCAAAGACAAUAAAUAGAAAAAGCAUCAUAAGGAUUAAGAAAAUAAAAACCCAACUAAGUUCACAUACAAAAAAACAAAUUAUAUUUGA
Tetrahymena thermophila SB210 is the source of this 1053-nucleotide messenger RNA. RefSeq lists its product as hypothetical. The record is from RefSeq and is a predicted model, not a curated record. The transcript has a single exon. Lineage: Eukaryota; Ciliophora; Oligohymenophorea; Hymenostomatida; Tetrahymenidae.